Messenger RNA from Aspergillus brunneoviolaceus CBS 621.78, 2331 nucleotides. Its product is annotated as MFS transporter. Bases 1 to 2331 code for a protein of 776 amino acids. Gene Ontology annotation, molecular function: transmembrane transporter activity. NCBI's taxonomy places the organism in Eukaryota, Fungi, Ascomycota, Eurotiomycetes, Eurotiales, Aspergillaceae. The transcript has 5 exons. The record is from RefSeq and is a predicted model, not a curated record. Gene Ontology annotation, biological process: transmembrane transport.
AUGGCCCCCUCCCGCAUCGACACGCCUGAGGCCACUCCGGUGGCGCCGACGAAGCUCCAGUCGAGCCAGAACCCGAAACCCCAGUAUGGCGACUUCCGCGACGAAUUCUUCCGCAACGGCUACGCGGUCAUCAAGGGCGCCUUGACGCCGGAGCGGGCGCAGGAAUACCAGAGCCGGGCGCUGGACUGGCUCGAGUCGUUCGGGCUGGGGUUCGACCGCCACGACAAAUCCACCUGGAAGAAAGAGAACCUGCCGCAGAGCUGGAAGGGCGGGAUGUACCUGCACUUCUCGGCGGCGCACGAGAAGUACGUCUGGGACGUUCGGUGUGAACCCGGCGUGAUCGCCCCAUUCGCCAAGCUCUGGGAAACGGACGAGCUGGUCGUCUCCUUCGACACGGUGAACAUCACGCUCCCGCAGUCGAUCGUGGGCGAGUACGACUCGAAGCCGUGGCCGCAUGUGGACCAGGCGCCCGAGCGGUCGGGUAUGCAGUGCGUGCAGGGGAUCGUGAAUCUGUCGGAGGCCGGCCCCGCGGACGGCGGGCUGGUGGUGAUGAAGGGGUCGGCGCCCCUGUUCGACGACUUCUUCGCGGCGAACCCCGUGACGGGGCCGACGCCGUGGCGCACGGCCAAACACAAGGACUUCCACCCCUUCUCCGAGGCGGACCUGGCGUGGUAUACCGCGCGCGGCUGCGAGCUGGUCAAGGUCUGCGCCGAGCCCGGCGACCUCAUCAUCUGGGACUCGCGGCAGGUCCACUGGGCGCGGUUCGGCGAGUCGGACGUCGUGCGCACCAUCGUGUAUGCGACCUACACGCCCGCGGCCUGGAUGACCGACGCGGACCGCCGCACCAAGGCGGAGCUGUUCGAGCACUUCGAGACCACCACCCAUUGGCCCCAUACCAAUCUGUAUACCCAUGGCAAGGCGACGGUGACGGUGGAUGGGGAGGAACGCGUUGAUCCGUUGGAGAGAGAUGAGCCCCUGACGAAGCCGUGGCAUAAGUGGGUCAUUACCUUUGUGCUGGGAAUGUUCUCCGUCUUGGGAGUUCUUUUGACCUCCGGAAUGGGCCCCUUCACCACGACCAUGGCCGCCUACUACAACUAUGACCCGCGAACGAACGAUCUCAUGACCUACCCGACCCUGUUCAUGGGUAUUGGGAACCUGAUUGCUAUGCCGCUGGCCAUGGCCGUGGGGCGGAGGCCGAUUUUCCUUGCCUCGGCUCUGGUUCUAACGGUAGGGUCCAUCUGUGACUCGACGCAGGAAAUCCACUUCGUCCACGAGCGCAGCAGCAGGCUUGCCUGGUUCAGUGCUAUCCAGUCGAUCGGAUCCGCAGCGCUGACGAUCGCGACAUCCUACCUCGUCAUCGCUCUGGGCUGGCGGUGGUGGUACGGGACCUUCGCCAUCGCGAGCGGGGUGGUGUUCGUGGUGGCCCUGUUCUUCGUGCCGGAGUCCCUGUACGACCGGCCGACCGAUGCCUUUGAAGGCCGCGUCCACAUCCACCACGAGGGGCAAGAGCUCAAUGUCUUGCGCGCAACGACCAAGCACCCGGUCGCCCUGGACUACACGCGGUAUCAAGCCCGAACCUUCCGCCACAGCAUGAAGAUCUACCACGGCCCCGCCAACUGGGGCGCCGCGGCGCUGUGCUGGAAGCACAUGGCCCAGUGCAUCCUCUUUCCCGGGGUCCUGUGGGUGGUGCUGAUGAACAGCAUCUCCCUGGGGAUCUAUGUCAUCGGCGUCACCGAAUAUGCCCCGCUGCUGGCCGCACCUCCCUACAGCUACCCCGACACCAGCCUGGGUCUGGUCCAAGGCGGCCAGAUCGUGGUCUCGAUGCUCAUGGUGCCGAUCCUGGGCUACGGCGGCGACCGCCUGCACCGGUGGAUUGCCCGUCGCCGCGGCGGGGUGGUGGCGCCCGAGAUGCGUCUCAUCCCCAUCAUCCUCCCCAUUGCGGUCGUGCUGAUCUCCACGAUCAUCUACGGUCGCGCGGGCUCGCACCCGGCCGACUGGUCGUCGUGGGCCAUCGUCACCACAUUCAAUGGCAUGUACUUCGGCUACAUCGGGAUCAUCCUCAAUGGGUUCACAUACACGCUGGAUAGUUACGGUGAGCGCGCCGCGCCGAUCCUGGUGCUCAUCUGUGCGAUCCGUGGAUUCAUCUCGUUCGGGAUCUCCUUUGGUAUCACGGAAUUCAUCGCGCAGAAGGGCUUUCAGGGUAGCUUGGAGAUCUGUGCGAUCAUCAUGGGGGUGAUCUCGGCCCUGGGGCUGCCGGUGUUUAUCUUCGGGCCGAAGAUCAGGUCGCUGACGAUGAAGUAUGCGGUUGAUGGUAAAGGUGUAGAAAUCUGA